Molecule: messenger RNA, 3783 nt
Organism: Leptidea sinapis
Lineage: Eukaryota; Metazoa; Arthropoda; Insecta; Lepidoptera; Pieridae
Gene: Art4
Product: histone-arginine methyltransferase CARMER
Exons: 1
Coding region: 109-1704 (531 amino acids)
Biological process (GO): peptidyl-arginine methylation
Molecular function (GO): protein-arginine N-methyltransferase activity
Source: RefSeq, a predicted model, not a curated record
GUUUGUGAGUGAUCGAUUUUACACCGGUCCCCUCAACGACAUUUUUCUUUGUUUGGUCAUUCGUGUAAUAUUGAAUUGUAUAAAUCCAGAAAAACGCGUGUAUUUAAAAUGGCGAACACGUUUCGCGGAGUGACGGUAUCUGCCGUCAACAAUGAUGGUGCUUUGGCAGCACGUUUUAAUUUCCCUACAAACGUAAACGUGGAUUAUGAUCCACAAGGGCUAAGUGUUAAAGUGAUACGUGCUGAUCCUGUGCUUGCUCAAGAAGUCCUUGAGUUUCCCGUCCACAUCCAAAGUGAGUGCUCCCGUGUUGCCGGCCAGUCAUACAUCUUCACGAUAGACAAUGAAACAUUAUUUUUCAAAUUUGCAUCUGAAGCGGAUUGUCAAAACUUCCAUUUGCUGGUUACCAAGAUCAAAGCGGGACGGUCUUCCUCCGUAUUCACUGUGCGCACAGAAGAUUCGUCAGCGAUGCAAUAUUUCCAGUUUUACGGUUACUUGAGCCAACAACAAAACAUGAUGCAGGAUUACGUGAGGACAAGUACAUAUCAGCGAGCCAUACUGUCAAAUAUAAAUGACUUCAAGAAUAAGGUUGUGUUGGAUGUCGGCGCUGGAUCUGGAAUUCUGUCGUUUUUCGCUGCGCAGGCAGGUGCAAGGAAGGUAUAUGCAGUUGAGGCAAGUAACAUGGCUCACCACGCUCAAGCAUUAGUUCGCGCCAAUGGACUCCAUGACAGAAUAAAUGUGAUAGCAGGCAAAAUAGAAGAAAUAGAACUUCCUGAGAGUGUGGAUGUGAUCAUAUCUGAACCAAUGGGAUAUAUGCUUUAUAAUGAACGCAUGUUAGAAACUUAUUUGCAUGCAAAGAAAUGGCUGAAACCUACCGGUAAUAUGUAUCCGACCAGAGGUGAUCUUCACAUAGCUCCAUUUACAGAUGAUGCACUCUUUAUGGAGCAGUAUAAUAAAGCUAAUUUCUGGUACCAAUCAUGUUUCCACGGUGUUGAUCUUAGUGCAUUACGUACCGCUGCAAUGAAGGAAUAUUUUAGACAACCUAUUGUUGACACAUUUGAUGUACGUAUAUGCAUGUCAAGAUCGGUUAGACAUGUUGUAGAUUUUCUUAAUGCAAAUGAGACUGAUCUUCACCGCAUAGAGGUACCUUUUAGAUUUGAAUUAACACAGUCGGGAACUUGCCACGGGCUAGCAUUUUGGUUUGAUGUAUUGUUUGCCGGGAGCACACAACAUAUAUGGUUAUCAACUGCACCAACAGAACCCUUAACACAUUGGUAUCAAGUCAGAUGCCUUUUAGAAACUCCUAUAUUUGCCAAGCAAGGUCAAGCUCUUACUGGAAGAGUACUAUUACUUGCUAACAAACGGCAGAGCUAUGAUGUCACUAUGGAUAUAAGUCUGGAGGGAACAAAUAUUUCGGCUUCAAACACAUUAGACUUAAAAAACCCGUACUUCAGGUAUACUGGAGCACCAGCAGCUCCCCCACCGGGAGUUAACACUGCGUCACCUAGUGAAACAUACUGGAACUCAAUUGAGUCUGGAACUCUGAGCAAUGGACAAGGAGUUAUUCUCACUGAUGGAACUCAGCAAUAUUGUUCAACACAAGAUCAAAACAUUUCUUAUGGUGCUCAUCCAAACAUGAUCAAAACUGUCAUGUUACAGGAAGAAUUUAUUAAAAGGAUUGGGAUUAGUCAAAAUGGAGAUAUUUAAUCCGCAAAGUCGCGCCGAGCGCGUCUUCGAGCUAUGAGGAACCGUCGCAAUCGGUUGUGAACAAUCUUCCGUUCAAAUAGUGUUUAAGAGGACUUAUUUAUUUACAUACAUCACAGUCGACAUAACAAUAGUUAAAUUGUGAUUCAAACAUGGCCUGUUUGCCAUAUAAAGUUAUCAGUUGGGGGGAUAUAAUAUGAAAACUAAGUGUAAUGAAAGCAUUUUAAUACCUUUCUGUUAAACAUUAUCUGUUAAUGCCUUUUGGUGUAUGUUUUGUUUACAGUAUCAAUGACGCUUACUAGUAUUAAAUUGAUUACAGUUAAAAUGACUUCUAGUCAUGAUGUUUUUGUAAAUAAAUCCUCAUCUUUGCAGUAGACACAAAACUGGCCAAAAAGCGUUGAUAUGAGCUUUGGCAGCUCAUUUCUUAGUUAUAAGUUAGUUUGAAGUACAUUUAGCAUAAGUGAUAACUACUGAAUGCUUCUAAAUACUCAGUGUAUUAUUCGGACACGAACAUACUCUAGGAUACCAGUGUAUCAUUGAUCAUUAUAAUCAUGUCUUAUUGAAUCUAUCUGCCAAUUGUAUAGUGAUAAGAAACAUCUCUGUAUAUAGUUAGUAUAGUAUAAUUUACCACUUCCAAAAUACAGAAUUCAAAAGAAUUCAAACAGUUUCAACAAAUAUAUUUAUUUGUGUCUCAUAUAAUAUGUAACAUAAUGUAUUAUAGCAAUACAUUGCUUGUUUCACUAUUUUAUAGAUAAUUAAUGCUGAAUCUCGGCAUUUAUAGUGAUUGUGUUUUGAAGCUGUCUCUGUCUAUUAAACCUAUUUUGUUCAUCCAACUGUUUUAUCUUUUUUUUAAGUUAAGCGGAUUGUCAAAACUUCCAUUUGCUGGUUACCGACCAUUGGAUACCAACUGUUUUAUCUUUUUUUUAAGUUAAAAUUAUGUUUGGAAGAAUGGGACAAAACAGUUACAUGGCUAAAAUAAGUUUAAUAAGAAAUUGGUGUUAUUAUGAAUAAGAAGUAACUUUAACAUUCAUGUUCUCAGUUGCAGUGGUAUAUAUUAUAUUGUUAUGUGAUGUCUUACAACUGAUCAUAUCAUUGUUUCUCUAAUAUUGCUUACUUACUGAGAGAUUUCUCUGUAAUGUAAUAUUUCACAUUAAAUUUAAGCACCAUAACACAGUCAAAUACAAGCAGUUGUUACAGGCUGUAUCAAAAUAUUACCGAUAAUGUAAUUCAAGUUGCACACUGGAAGGCCCAGUACCCAACAAAGCGGAGAGGACAGGAGAUGAACAGAUAUAAGCCUUAUGGCUUUAUAGCUGUCAGGCUAUUUCCCCCCAAGCAGAGAGAUGUGAGCUGUGAAAGCUCGAAAUCAGUCAAGUGUUUACGAAAGGAAGACAACAUGAUGUCGACUACACUCAUCUCCGCUCCAUCAACGGCUUUGAUUGAUUUCCACUGGAGCUGAGCGGAGACCUGAGAACAUCUCUCCUCUUUCGCAGAUACCAGGCCUAAUGAUUGGUUUAUUCCCUGACUAAUGUACUCUGCGUAAAACAUCUGUAACAUAACAGCUGAAUGCUCCCCAUGUGGGAGCACCUUUAUGGGCAGAUGUUGCUGCCUAGCAUGAGGUGGAACAAAACCUACUUCUUAAAACUGAUUCCAAGUAACAUUUUCAAUUAAGGAACGGAAAUCAAAUAAUUAUGUGAUAGUUUCAGCAAUAAUCAAAGUUGUAUUCCAAUUAUACAGCUACCUCAUAAUUUGGCAGAUGGACUGAAAUUAAUUAUGUAAUUAUAAUAACAUGACAAUGUCAUUUAGGGUUGCUAGUUGCCGAAAAUUGACAUUUGGCAACUACUACUGAUUUGGGAUUUCUAAAAUUUUUUUUUUUUGUGUUUGACCUAAUAUAAAUAAAAGUGAUAAAGUAUAUUUUUUUUCAUUUUAAUAUCUAUCAGCCAGUGUUUUGUUUAUAAUUUAAAUAAAAUGGCAACCCUUCAUAACUGAAUAGUACCUAGAUGAUAACUUUAAUCUUAAGUACUACUUAGUAGAGAUGUGAGUAAGCCUAAAUAGAUAAUAUGCAGUAAAUCAUAAAUCAGUAAA